Messenger RNA from Capsella rubella, 954 nucleotides. RefSeq names its product auxin-responsive protein IAA29. The transcript has 4 exons. Gene Ontology annotation, biological process: regulation of DNA-templated transcription. Gene Ontology annotation, molecular function: protein binding. Bases 89 to 838 code for a protein of 249 amino acids. NCBI's taxonomy places the organism in Eukaryota, Viridiplantae, Streptophyta, Magnoliopsida, Brassicales, Brassicaceae. The record is from RefSeq and is a predicted model, not a curated record. Gene Ontology annotation, cellular component: nucleus.
UUAAGCACCAACCUUCUCCAAAGCCAAUAACAAAAGGACACAAGAGCUUCUCUUUUUCAUCAAAUCAAAGACGAAGCUGCAUUAAGAAAUGGAGUUGGAUCUUGGUCUCUCUCUUUCGCCUCAUACUAACUCUUCAAAGUUAGGGUUUGACUUCGACCUCAACAAGCAUUGUGCCAUCGACGGUGGUACUGCGUCGUGUUUGGAUAACGGAAACCUGUGUUUUGAGUCGACGUUUCAAUUUAAUACCGAAGAAGAUUGUUGUUAUGUGCCAAAACAACGCGUGUUUGCCUUGAAUGGCCAGCCCAACGAGGAAGACGAAGAUCCUUUGGAAUCCGAGUCUUCAAUUAUUUACGAAGAGGAGGAAAAUAGCGAAGUCGUGGGAUGGCCACCAGUAAAAACAUGUAUGAUAAAGUAUCGUAGUUAUCAUCAACGUCAUAGUCAUCGUAAUCACCAUCAUUACCCAUAUCAUCAUCAUGGUAGGAGGAACACGGUGAUGAACAAUAGAAUGGCCGCAAUAGAAAGCGUUGGAUCAUCAUCGACAAUAACAUCGAGAUCAUCAAUGUAUGUAAAGGUUAAGAUGGAUGGUGUGGCAAUAACAAGAAAGGUGGAUAUCAAGCUUUUCAACUCUUACGAGUCCCUCACUGACUCCUUGAUCGCCAUGUUUACCCAAUAUGAAGAUUGUGAUAGAGAAGAUACAAACUAUGCAUUCACCUUCCAAGGGAAAGAUGGUGACUGGCUACUACCAGGGGAUGUUCCAUGGAGGAUAUUUGCGGAAUCGGUAAAUCGAAUAUCAAUAAUUAGGGAUCGUCCGUGUGCAUAUACAAGACUUUUGUUCUAAAGAUAGAGAAGUUGGAAGCGGACAAUCAUUAGUUACUUUGUAAUUAAAUUGUUUAUCAGUUUUAUGAAUCCUCUAUAUUACCUAUUCUUAUAGAUGUAGUAUCCAGUGCCAAUGGU